Daucus carota subsp. sativus is the source of this 1896-nucleotide messenger RNA. Its product is annotated as formate--tetrahydrofolate ligase-like. Lineage: Eukaryota; Viridiplantae; Streptophyta; Magnoliopsida; Apiales; Apiaceae. The transcript is spliced from 8 exons. The record is from RefSeq and is a predicted model, not a curated record. The coding region runs from base 881 to 1345 and encodes 154 amino acids. Gene Ontology annotation, molecular function: ATP binding; formate-tetrahydrofolate ligase activity.
GUUUAACUCCUGAGCAAAUAAAUUACUUGAUUCCGAGCCAAACUCAUGACCACAUAUUUGUUACAAGCCUUCCCGAGUCUCAAUUACCUAUCCGAGCCUGCAAUCUUCUAAACAAAUCUUUGUCACGGCGAAUACCCAACCUAUAGCCUGCCUCCGCCCAGCCUUUCUCUUCUCGAUUCACAUCAACAGCUAACGCCAGAUUACGCAAUAGCGGAUUCGUGGGAAAAUCGGCAACCUAAGAGAGUAAGGGAUUCUGCAGAAGAAAACAUAAGCCUUAGAAGCUACCCUUCAGAGAUUAGCAAACUGCCACAAAGAAAGAAAUUCGAGUAAGCCACAACAGAGCUGUUACCAUCAUGUAGCGAGGCUGAGACGAAAGGAUCAUCGAGGGCCACCUGAUUCAACACCAAACACAUGCAAGUGCUAUUAGAUUGAGUAGUGGUGGACAAAUUUGUGAUUUGGGGAGGAGUAUCGGAGGCAAUAGAAUUCGAGUGUAGCAAAGAUUAUUUUCCAUGAGUACCCAUGCUCCUAAUUGAAUUUAUACCAUAUCCAAUCCUACCUGCUCCAUACCCAAUCGUGCUUCUAAACCUGUUUGGGUUCCCCCCUGCAAAGGAUAUGAGAUAAGUGUCGAGCACGAUGAUGGAGAUGUGAUUGAAAAAUUAAACUAGUGAAGCUAAGCAAUUAUAGAAGCUAGGUGAAAGAGUUCAUCAGCACUUAUAGACUGGUGAAGCUAAGCGAUUAUAGAAGUGAGGCAUAUCCACAUGCAUUUUCGGGAGGCAUUGACCUUCGACUUGAAGUUAAACAAGCCAAGAACUUUCAAGGUUCCAGAUUUUGCGAUACUCAGUGUAGAAAGUCUUGAAUAUCCGCCAACAAUUGAAUAAUUAUGUACAACAUUAUGAGUCAAUCAAUGGUGCCUCACAUCACACUCACCAUAAAUAAGAUUUCUAACUUCAAGUGGAGGGAAAGAGUGAAGAAGCCUGCUGAUAUAGAUGAACUCGAAGGAAGGGAAGAUGGGUAUUAUGUAUUGGUUGGAGGGAUUACUCCAACUUCACUUGGAGAAGGGAAGUCAACUACUACUAUUGGUCUUUGUCAAGCUUUGGGACCUUUUCUUGAUAAAAAGGUCGUUACAUGUCUUCGCCAUCCAUCACAAGGACCAACAUUUGGAAUCAAGGGAGGUGCACCAGGUGGCGGAUAUAGUCAGGUUAUUCCAAUGGAUGAGUUCAAUCUUCACUUAACAGGGGAUAUUCAUGCGAUAACAGUUGCAAACAACCUUUUGGCUGCUGCCAUUGAUGCACGAAUGUUUCAGGAAUCAACACAAAGUGAUAAAGCGCUUUUUAACCGUUUGUGAGCUGCUGACAAAGAAGGUACCUAAUUUUACAUGAAAGAAUUUUCAUCUAUCUUCUCAAGCUGUUGCUAUUCAAGAUCAGUGUUCUUGUCAUAGCUGACUAUGAAAGGAAUCGAGGGGAAUUGUUGCUGAGGGGAAAAACUCAGUUGUUUUAGCUCAGUCAAUUUUUACGCUGCUACAAUCAGUUUGGUAUCUGGAGGUAAUAUUAGACCCAGUGGAGGCGUCAUAGGGUCAAGACUAGCAGUCAGAUGAAGAGACCUCGGCAGUCAGGGAAAGAUCGAUAAUGCUUUCAGGUUGCCUGCCAAAACUUUCGUGAAUUUAAUGGAAGCAAGCACGAGAAGUGUAUAGAUCGAUAAUGCUUUCAGGUUGCCUGCCAAAACUUUCGUGAAUUUAAUGGAAGCAAGCACGGGAAGUGUAUAUACCAUGGUCUUUACUCUUAGUUGUACCUCAAAGACUGAGACUAUUGAAAAAUGAUAGACAAAUUAAAUCCUUCUUUGUAAUCCACAUAUUUUUGUAAAAAAGAAUAAACACGUGUAGAAUGGUCUCCUUCUUCA